Amoebophrya sp. A25 is the source of this 716-nucleotide messenger RNA. The record is from the annotation of a GenBank genome assembly. NCBI's taxonomy places the organism in Eukaryota, Dinophyceae, Syndiniales, Amoebophryaceae.
AUUCGAAGAAACCGAUGGCGCACCGCCAUCAAGUUUGGGCCAUUCGCUCUUGUUUGUUUCGUCGUUGCACGACUUCAGCAAAACCUAAAAAACAGCUUCAUUCUUUACUUCUUUUCUUUCGCUUUCCCUUACUUUCUCUUUCUUACUUCAUCGCCCAAAAACAGCUGCGUAAUAUAUACAGACUUCAACAGGCUGGCCGGGUAUGGCUCUGCGGCUCUACUUCUUUCAGGUUCUUCUUGACGGCUCGGAGACUCUGAAAACAUGGCUGAAACUUGUUCCGAACUGCUUCACUUUGUUUCUAGCAAAAGACACGUACACCACGCGGAUGGCUCUACGUGCUGUGUGCAGGAGCGUCGUGGAGACUCCAAAAAUAUGGAUCCAAGAUGGUUCCUCAAAUUUCUCUAGAAGAACAUGUAGGCCUUCGCAUAGUCUAGCAAAAACAAAGUCGCAGAAUGGUGAGCGCAAGUCGUAAAUCUGAGUAGACCGCGCUGAGGCUCGUAGAAGUAUGUUGGGGGCCAAACGGACGAGGAGUUUGCUAAAGCUCAGUUACUGCGGGUCUUCUUCUAGCCUGGGAGAGGGCCAUAUGCUCCCGAGAAUGAAAUUGUGUGCUUCUCGCUGCGUGUGUGUUAUCUGUUUGUGUUUCGCCACGGAGCGGUAUAAUAGCGAAGGAGCGCCGGCCGCAAAACUUGCUUUAAUUUUAGCCCGACCAGCUCAAG